AUGGAAAAUCUUGUUAAUUCUAUGAAAAGUGCCGUUCUCAGUGUGGGCGAGAAGUUGACACCGGUUUUGAAGCAGUCCAAGUUUCGCGAGACUGGUGUUUUGACGCCGGAAGAGUUUGUUGCUGCUGGUGACCAUCUUGUACAUCAUUGUCCUACUUGGUCUUGGAGUAGAGCUGGUGAUCCAAGCAGGUAUGAUUGCUUUUUUGUUUGAUUUUAAAGUUUUAAUGGAAGAAAUGGGACUUGUGUGGGUUUGAUUAUAACUUUUUUCGAAGCAUAGUUGAAGACUUGAAAUUUUCUGUGAAGUUAGUCUAGAUAUCAGCCUUACUAAUUUAUUAAAUGUUAGUCUAGAUAUCAGCUUUACUAUUUAUUAAAGUGUUGGAUAACUGGCGUUAAUUUUGAAGUUACAGCAACGUUUCUGGAUUCUUAUCUACCAAAUUUGCUUUUUCAAGUGCUUGUUAUUAGGGAAUUUAUUAAAAAUAGGCAUAAUUUUGCAUGAUCUGAUUAAACUAGUUGAACAAAACUUUCAUUUAUAUAUUUUUUACAGAAUCCGAGAGUAUUUGCCUGCGGACAAACAGUUUUUAAUCACUAAACGGGUACCUUGCCAUAAACGAUGCGCACAUAUGCAAUAUGAUUCGAAGCUGGAGUUAGUAUGUUCUUUUCUUUGUGUUUUAAAUUUUUAGAUAGUCUACUGAGUCUUCGUUCUUUUUAUGUGUCACAUUUACAUUUUGCGGUCCAAAAUAAUCAGAAUCGAUUGUUUUUGGUCAAAAGGUUGUUGAACGAGCUAGCUUUUGGAAACUAGCUGGAUUUUGGAUCUAGCUAGCUUUUGGAUUUACGAUUGUUCUAAAUUUUCUUGUCUGAACCACUAUUUUAUUGUUAUCGAAAGUAUACUUUACUAAAACCGUCACAUUUCAGGUGAUAAAAGACGAUGACGGGAACGACGAAUGGGUAGAUACACAUCAUUAUGCACCUGAACUAGUAGAAGAAUCCAAAUCUGCUGAUGAAAUUGUAAAACCUGUCUCCGCACCGACGAAUCAAGACGAAGAUGACGACGACGAUGAUGAUGGACCAGCAAUGGACAUGGACAACUUUAUGGAGAAUGGUGAUUUCGAAGAGGAAGUGGACCCAAACUGCUACAAGCCUGAUCCAGUAGCCGAUGAAUCUGGCGAUGAUAACAUAUUGAAGACUCGAACUUAUGAUCUGCAUAUUACAUAUGACAAGUAUUAUCAGGUAAGGCUUUGUAUUUUGAUGCUAUAAGGGGAUUAAGUAGGUAACAACAUCACUUUUGGUCCUUUUUAGAUGAUGUUAUAGUAGACGAAUGGAUGUCUUUAAAAAUUAGUUUUGACAGAUUUUCAAAGCAUUUUUAUAGAAACAUAGGUGCUUAUAAGAUGAAAAAGAAACAAUAUUACGAUAUUAAAAUAUUAUUUUAGGUACCAAGACUAUGGGUAAUAGGAUACGAUGAAAAUGGCAAACCGCUAACAGUCAAACAAAUGUACGAGGAUUUCUCAGCUGUAAGUCGAGUUUUUAGGGUUAUAUGUAUAUAAAUUGGUGUUUGAAAGUUGUAUUAAAGAAUUAUUUUUUGUCUAACAAAAAUAUUUUGUCCAUAAGUUCUGGGACAGUCUAGACAGGGCUGUUUUUACCUUUUUUGUCUUCUUUAUCAGCUAGAAGAUUUAAAAAUUUAGUUUUUGCUAGUUUUAACCCAUUUUACGGUUUAUUUUUCAGGACCAUGCCAACAAAACCAUUACAAUAGAAUCUCAUCCUCAUCUGAAUCUCCAAAUGGCCUCGAUUCACCCGUGCCGACAUGCUGAAGUGAUGAAGAACUUGAUUGAGCAAUAUGCUGACGCUGGGAAAGAAUUGAGCGUCCUCCAAUAUCUGCUGAUCUUCCUCAAGUUUGUUCAGACCAUUAUACCCACCAUCGAGUAUGAUUUUACAAGAAGUAUCCAAAUUUAA
This is a messenger RNA of Bursaphelenchus okinawaensis, 1946 nucleotides long. Lineage: Eukaryota; Metazoa; Nematoda; Chromadorea; Rhabditida; Aphelenchoididae. The record is from the annotation of a GenBank genome assembly.